Pelobates cultripes (western spadefoot toad) is the source of this 447-nucleotide messenger RNA. The record is from the annotation of a GenBank genome assembly. NCBI's taxonomy places the organism in Eukaryota, Metazoa, Chordata, Amphibia, Anura, Pelobatidae.
AUGCAGAAGUCUCCCGUCAUACAGAAGGAGCCUGACAUGACAAAAGGAUCAUUCAUUGAGAAAUCAAUCGUCAUGCCAAAGGCUUCAGUCAUCUCACGGAUUCCAGUAUUGCAAAAGGUGCCAAUUAAACCAAGAACACCAAUCCUGCGGAAAGUGACAGUCAUGCAGAAGGCCUCAGUCUUGCCAAAGGCAUCUGUCAUACAGGAAGGGCCAGUCAUGUCAAAGACACGAAGCAUGGAAAAGGCACAAGUUACCUCAAAGAUACCAGUUAUGCAAAAGAUGCCUAUCAGGUCAAAAACACCAGUCAUGGAAAAGGGGCCAGUCAAGCAGGAAGGGACAGCCAUGCAAAAUAUGACAGGCAUCUCAAAGAUACUAAUCAUGCAAAAGUUGCCAAUCAAGCCAACACCACAAAUCAAACAGAAGCUGUCAGUCAUGGAGAAAUCAUGA